Messenger RNA from Brienomyrus brachyistius, 1863 nucleotides. It is a transcript of the gene ppm1na, whose product is annotated as protein phosphatase, Mg2+/Mn2+ dependent, 1Na (putative). Gene Ontology annotation, cellular component: nucleus; cytosol. Gene Ontology annotation, biological process: protein dephosphorylation; positive regulation of canonical Wnt signaling pathway; positive regulation of canonical NF-kappaB signal transduction. The record is from RefSeq and is a predicted model, not a curated record. NCBI's taxonomy places the organism in Eukaryota, Metazoa, Chordata, Actinopteri, Osteoglossiformes, Mormyridae. Gene Ontology annotation, molecular function: protein serine/threonine phosphatase activity; magnesium ion binding; manganese ion binding. The transcript has 6 exons. Bases 217 to 1515 code for a protein of 432 amino acids.
UGCCAGGUCGCUGGGUGGUUAUGGAACAGCAGCCAUCGGAGCGCCGUGCAUUAUCCAGCUCAUUAAAGAAGGCGGAGAUUAGAAAGAGGGGAGGGGACGCUGUGUAGGGAUAAAAGCACAGGAAUAGAUGGAUUAAUCGCGGCUUGGAAAGUCAUGGACGGUGCCUGAGCGAGGGCGAUACUUCGAGGCUGAAGAAAGCGAGACUCUACGGCAGCCAUGAGGACGAGUCGCAGGGCGAGCAACGCGGAGGUGCCCUCCUUCCUGCGGCAGAUCGUCAAGGAGACAGAGAGGAUGGUCGCAUUUUUCUUCAAGGGGACCCGGGGGCAAGAUGGGGAUGAGGAAGAGGAGGAGGAAGAUGACGAAGAGUCCGGUGCCUAUCUGGAGCGACCUGUCCUGGAGAAGCACCUGGCGGAGGGGAGUGACAGGUGCGGCAUCAGCUAUGCGGUGGGCAGCAUGCAGGGCUGGAGGUCACGCAUGGAGGACGCGCACACCUGCAUCCCCGAGAUGGCCGCAGACAUGUCCGGCUGGGGUUACUACGCCGUGUACGACGGGCAUGCCGGCAGCACGGUAGCCGAAUACUGCUCCAGACACCUGCUGGAUCACAUACUGGCUACAGGCAGAAUUAAAGCGGAAGAUGACCCAGCGGAGGUUAAAGAAGGGAUCCGAGAGGGUUUCCUGAACAUCGACAGGCACAUGCACGGUCUGGCCCGCAGUGCAUGCUGGGAUCGCAGCGGUUCCACCGCCGCUGCCGUCAUGCUCUCACCGCACCGCAUCUACCUCAUCAACUGCGGCGACUCGCGGGUGCUGCUGUGCCGCGACGGCCUCGUCUGCUUCUACACCGAGGACCACAAGCCGUGCAACCCGCGCGAGAAGGCGCGCAUCCAGAACGCCGGCGGCCGCGUCACCCUGCAGCGUGUCAACGGCUCGCUGGCCGUCUCCCGGGCCCUGGGCGACUUCGACUUCAAAGAGGUGGCCUGGCGGCCUCAGACGGAGCAGCUGGUCUCGCCCGAGCCGGAGGUGUUCCAGCUGGAGCGCUCAUCCACAGACGAGUUCCUCGUGGUGGCUUGCGACGGCGUGUGGGAUGCCAUGGACAAUGAGGAACUUUGUGCUUUUGUGCACGACCGGAUGCAGGUCACUGAUGACCCGUGUGAGGUUUGCGCUCAAGUCAUAGACCUCUGCCUCUACAAGGGCAGUUUGGACAAUAUCAGCAUUAUCAUCAUCCGCUUUCCUGGCGCCCCCAAGGUGUCACCGGAGGUACUGCAACGGGAAGCUGCCCUGGAACAGCUUAUUGAGAGCAAAGUAGCAGACAUCUACCAAGAGCUGAGAUCAGAAGACCGGGACCCUGACCUGCUGAAGGUGAUGAAGCGCCUGACCUCGGAGAACAUACCCGGACUACCACCAGGUGGCGGCAUAACCAGCAAGCGAGACUGCAUCAUAGUCUCCUAUCAGAAACAGGUGCUAAAAUGCCAGGCGCAGAAAUUCGCGGACAUCGGCGGUUCUGAAGACUCGUGCUAGAUGCGGUUCCCAUGGAAACAAAAUCAUCAGCCCUGCAUCUCCCUAGCAACAGCUCUGACCUUGCUAAAAAGAGGGACCCUAAGUCUCAGAGGAUGACCCACCGUCAGCUACAAAGACGGAUUUCCUGUAUGCGACCUCCUGAACAACGGGUAGCCCUACCAGAGGGGAGCGUCCAAAAUGGAUGUGCGAGAUGUUAAGUGUUAAUUGUGCCAUCUGAGUAUUACAGGUGCUCCAGGAGUCUGACUCUGUAAAGCUCAGUAAGCAGAAAACCAUCUCCACAUAUUAAUCUCUCUUAAUGUGUCUAAACUGAUAAAUGCAGGCAGAGCGAAAAUAAAAAUUUUGCUAACU